Molecule: messenger RNA, 1095 nt
Organism: Mitosporidium daphniae
Lineage: Eukaryota; Fungi; Microsporidia
Exons: 1
Coding region: 1-1095 (364 amino acids)
Source: RefSeq, a predicted model, not a curated record
AUGUCGUCUACCUCUAGCUUGAUAUAUUCCAGCUCAAGCCUCUUCAAUGACGAACCUAAUGUCGCAAGUGAUAAUAAAAAUGGCGCUCUUAAGGCCGAGUCAUUGACUUUGGAUUUCAAUUCCACAUUUGACAAUAAUUUUGCCUCCAUAUUGGCCGAUGAUAUCGGCAGCAUAUCGCCCUUACCUACGUCUAAUGGUGAAGAUAAAAUGGGCUCGAAAGACCUUCGCCCAAGUGUUCUUGAGUAUGUUGAUUUUCUAUACUCAAAACUUGAAAAGAGGAGUCCUGGGUUUGCAGAGCGAGGAUGCCAGGAUUGGCUUCCCUACAUGCAAGCAGAUCAUCACCGCACGACUUGUAACGAUCUGGUCACCCAAUGGAUUAUCGAUCUUGGCACAGUUUCUUCUGAUGUUCUUAUGACUCGAGAAUCAAGCGCUCUCUUUGUCAAAAGCAUUGAUUAUAUUUCGACAAAGGUCACUGCCAUCCUUCUACAAAUAUAUAGAGACGCUCCCGGUUCGUUCUGGAAGCCAUUUGACAAGAAACUGGCUUUUGACGUGCGGAGCAUGUUUUCUUUCUUGUAUUUAUUUUGUUUCACUUGUUUGUUUGGCGCACUUGAAUGUACAUUGACCACGCGAAAGUUUUAUUUUUUAUUUCUUCAAUCUCUUGCUGAGUAUCUAAUUUCGGACGGUGCUCUCCUUCGGUUGGAAAAGGAUUUUUUCUACCUUUUUGAAGGCAUUUUGGAGCAGCGGCAAGUUAGGCUUAAGAGCCUUAUUUCACAAUCGCUGUUGGGGUCUACUAAUCACAAAGGCGGAAAUCUGCAGCUUCUAAAUGAAUAUUAUACAGUUGCCAUUGAAGGCUCGCUUUCGUCCAUCUCGUCUCUCAAUGCAUCGCUUUAUCGGAUUGAGUCCUGGAGACCAAGCCCUGCGGACCUUAUGACAUUGGUUGAAUCGCUCUCGCAUCGUCCGUUUUCAAAUCUUAAAGCGAAAAGGCGAUGGCCAUCCUGGAUUCGACUAAUUUCGGUGCCAAUGGUUACUGCUGCCCUUGUUGUUUUCACCAGGCUGCUCAAAAACGGCUUAUUAGGAAGGCGAGUCAUGUUGUAG